Messenger RNA from Anguilla rostrata (American eel), 2782 nucleotides. RefSeq names its product carbohydrate sulfotransferase 15-like. The coding region runs from base 948 to 2513 and encodes 521 amino acids. Gene Ontology annotation, molecular function: N-acetylgalactosamine 4-sulfate 6-O-sulfotransferase activity. Gene Ontology annotation, biological process: hexose biosynthetic process. The transcript is spliced from 8 exons. NCBI's taxonomy places the organism in Eukaryota, Metazoa, Chordata, Actinopteri, Anguilliformes, Anguillidae. The record is from RefSeq and is a predicted model, not a curated record.
CAUCGUGGGAAGUUAUCCGGAGGGAAAACAAUUUCAGGAAAAGAAAUGCACUGCAGAUCCAUCGUUGCCUCAUCCUGCUUUUGACAGCGCGCAGUUCCGAAUCUCAACGCACAAACCUGUUUCAUUCACAUCUGAACUCUGGUGACCUCAACGAACCCUCUGUAGUUCAGUCAAGGCCAUUUGACCUCCGUCUGCAACAGACUGCAACAGGACAUCACCCUUCUUCUUCCGCUUCUAUCUACACUGUCUGCACCAAACUCCAAAAACAGCUAAGCGAGCAAGUCAUUUUUAUCCCUACAGCCUUCUACUGCAUGGCAUGAAAGAGCAUUCCAUCUUCUUUCAGAUGCAGAUCAGCCGUCUUGCUGUCUGGAUGGGAAGCAAUUAUGCAAACAGUUCAUUAGACCUUCAGAGAUAGCAGCACUUUAAGCACUUGAAAGAUCCAUCUCCGUCAAGCGGCUGCGUUGUUGAUAGCCCAGAAUAAGGAACGUAUGCUUUUAAUGGCUGCGUACGCAGUGAAGGGAAACGCACUCAGGUCGGGUUUGAAAUCUAAUGAGCUUCUGCGCUGCGUUCAGGAGUAGGGAUGGGCCACAAGGCACAGGAGAUACAGCAGUAGCCUCAUCGUGUGGAUUCAUCAGGAAAAUGAAUCACAGGUCUGUGGUCGGCAACCAUUCUGCAUUUCUGACUGAUUCGACUCGAGGGAAAAAACCGAAACCGAAAAGCAAGACUUUCAAUAGAACUGCCACCAAUUGAAGAUGUUCCGAGUCCUCGACGGAACCAGAGGGAGACCAAGGAUUUUAGGUCAAAGUUUUGGACGCACAUCCCCCUGGCUCCUGUCUGAAGACCCGUAAUGGACCAGGGCCUCGGACCGCUUCCAUGCGCCUCCCGUCCCACCGACGCUCUGGCCGAAAUCCCGCGCCGGCGCUGAGAGCCCGUCCACCCCCGGGACUAUGACCCAAACGGACUACAAGUUCAGCCUGCUCAGGGAAAGGCCGCUCCUGCUGCAGGUGGAGGACAGCCCCAUGAACCUGUUCGCCGUGCUGGAGGUGAAGAGGGACCCCCAGCGCAGAUGGAGCGCCCCGGCCUGCUUCAGGAAGGCCCGGCUGUACGGCUUUUUUUUCGGGCUGACGGUCAUGUUUCUGAUCAUGGCCUCCUACAUCCUGACCGGAGACAAGAAGAGACUGCUGCUGACCCCGUCUCCUUACCACUUCUCUGCGUUAGUCAACCCGGGGCCCUUUCCCUUCAACUUCUCUUCAGCCAAGGACUACGCCAACAUUAAAAUGGUGGUGAAAACCAUCGCCUCUAAGGUGGUGUUCGGCCCCCGGCCGGUUCCUGACAGGAAGGACCUGGUCCACAGCGAGCCACAUAUGUUUUCUAUCAUCCCCCGUAAAUUCCUGCCCGAUGUCAAGAACCCGUGCUGGUACGAGGAGCGCUCUGGGAAUAUCACCGGCGACCCUUACGGCGCGAACCUGUACGCCCGCUACUCCAAGCGUUUCCGAACCGCAUUUGACAACCUGAGGAACACUUUCAGGGAACAUUUGUAUCGCCGCGGGAACAAGUACUACCGCCUGCGGUGCCUGCCCUACUUUUAUAUCAUAGGCCAGCCAAAGUGCGGCACGACUGACCUUUAUGACAGACUGAAGCUGCACCCUGAUGUGAGGUUCACCACUUUCAAAGAGCCCCACUGGUGGACCAGGAAAAGGUUUGGUAUCAUCAGGCUCAGCGAGGGCUUCCAUGACCGCUACCCAGUGGAAGAUUACCUGGAUCUCUUUGAUCCGGCUGCGUACCAGAUCCAAGAUCACCUGCAGGGAAAUUCGUCCAGGGGCUCGAGCAAGCGAAACAUCAUUAUCGGCGAGGCCAGCGCGUCCACGAUGUGGGACAACAACGCCUGGGUGUACUUCUACGACAACGCCACCGAGGGGGAGCCCCCGUUCCUGAUCCAGGACUUCGUCCACGCCUUCCAGCCGGACGCCAGGUUCAUAGUGAUGCUGAGGGACCCCGUGGAGAGGUUGUACUCUGACUACCUCUACUUCGGCAUCGCCAACAAGUCAGCGGAGGACUUCCACGAGAAGGUGUCCGAUUCCCUGCAGCUGUUUGAAGGGUGUCUGGCUGAAUUCUCCAUGCGCUCCUGCGUGUACAACACCACCCUCAACAACGCCAUGCCUGUGCGGUUACAGGUGGGGUUGUACAUCGUGUACUUGCUGGACUGGCUGACGGUCUUCCGCAGGGAUCAGAUCUUAGUCCUGCGGCUGGAAGACCACGCCUCAAAUCGGAAGUACACCAUGCACCGAGUCUUCGACUUCCUCAGCUUGGGGCCUUUGACAGAACAGAAGGAGGCGGAGAUCACCAAAAGUCCUGCGUCCAACACCAGGAGACCAGCUGACAAGAACCUGGGACCCAUGCUCCCUGUCACCAAGGAGAUCCUCCGGGAUUUUUAUUCUCCGUUCAAUGAGAAGCUGGCCAAAGUGCUCCGAAAUGAGUCAUUCCUGUGGGAGGGCCACUCCAAGCACACGUGAAUCAGUCCCAAUGAAAAGAAAUCAUAAUAUAAAUGAUUUUGUUCAGGAAAGAAAAUGCAUUUGUGGUUGCAUUAAAACAAUGACAUUGGGAAGCUUUGUUUAUAUUUAAAUUAUUUUAAGUUAUGAAGGAGAGAAGAAUCACUGAUGCAAAACGGCACAGAACAUUUUUUCUGACCUUGAUUUUACAUUACAGAAAAGGGGAAAUAUUUUCCCUUUGGUACAAUAAUACUUUGUUAUUUGCAUUAAAUAAAAUACUACAUAAUGACCAA